Molecule: messenger RNA, 2533 nt
Organism: Musa acuminata subsp. malaccensis (wild Malaysian banana)
Lineage: Eukaryota; Viridiplantae; Streptophyta; Magnoliopsida; Zingiberales; Musaceae
Product: type IV inositol polyphosphate 5-phosphatase 9-like
Biological process (GO): phosphatidylinositol dephosphorylation
Molecular function (GO): phosphatidylinositol-4,5-bisphosphate 5-phosphatase activity; phosphatidylinositol-3,4,5-trisphosphate 5-phosphatase activity; inositol-polyphosphate 5-phosphatase activity
Source: RefSeq, a predicted model, not a curated record
GAAAAGAUUGGAACUUAAUGGCCUCCAAAAGAUGCCUUCUCUAUCAAAGGGAAACAAAAUUGGAGGAGGAAAAAGUCAUGGUUAAUGCAAGUUUACCUAAACUUGCUCCUGAAAGGAUAGCAAAAAUCUGAUAACCGAGACGACAAAGGUAAGAUUCGAUCGAACACCUUAAUUAUUUGAAUUCGGUGGUGAUUCUGUGGGUGAGAAGUCUACGAGGUUGCAGUGGUGGAGAGUCUGCUGAGCAUUGACAGUGAGAGCCAUGGCGGAAUGUUUUCUCCACUUUGUGCACUUUUUCUGCCCCACAAGCAUACCUAAAGGAGUGUUGCAUGUCUUGAAUCAAUGAAGCUUCCCAUGCAGCAUCAUCAUCAUCCUGUACGGGUCCAAUCACCGCUGCCUUAUCCACCCUUUCCAACUUGUCACACCCUCCAUCUUUUUAGCUCUUCCAGGCUUACACACGCAGCUUCACCUCUCCACAACAAAGAGCAGGCGGUGAGUGAGCUUCUCUUCUUCCUCCCCUUCAGUUGUGUCAUGUGGCCAAGACUGGUGGCGAGCAAGCUGCUCCACAGGUUGUCGAGCAGCAACUCUUCUGCUGCUGCAGACUUUCCCACCACCACCACCGCUACAUCAAACUGGGACGAGAUCAUCAACUUACAAAGAUCAUGCGACGAUGGAAAGGAAACACGAAAUUACAAGCUGUUUGCUAGUACUUGGAACGUCGGCGGCAUGGCGCCACCAUCGGAUGGUCUGAACCUGGAGGAUUGGUUGCACACAAGAAAUGCGUCCUAUAACAUCUACGUUCUCGGGUUCCAAGAGAUCGUCCCCCUCAGUGCCAAGAAUGUGUUCGGGCCGGAGAAGACCAGAGUCGCUGCAAAGUGGAACUCGCUCAUCGGAGCAGCACUGAACAGGUCCUCCUCCUUCUCGGAAGGUCGACGAGAGGCCAAGAUGGGGGAGCAGAGAGUGCAUCCAGUCGGUGAAGGCACUGCACGAAACUUCCACUGCAUCCUCAGCAAGCAGAUGGUGGGAAUCCUGGUCUCAGUCUGGGUGAGAGCCGACAUCAGCCGCUGCAUCCGCCAUGCCGGUGUCUGCUGCGUUGGCUGCGGCCUCAUGGGCUGCCUUGGGAACAAGGGUUCGAUCUCGGUGAGAUUCUGCUUGCACGAGACGAGCUUCUGCGUCGUGUGCUGCCAUUUGGCUUCAGGAGGAAAAGAAGGAGACGAGCUGCACAGGAACUCAGACGCGAUGGAGAUCUUCUCCCGGACAUGCUUCCUCCCUCAUCCUUCACUUGAUCUGCCCACGAAGAUACUAGAUCAUGAUCGGGUCAUACUGCUCGGCGAUUUGAACUACAGGGUCUCGUUGCCGGAGGCCACCACACUGUCAUUGGUGGAACAGAAGAACUGGAACGUGUUGCUGGAGAAGGAUCAGCUAAGAACAGAGGUGUCCGUGGGCCGAGUCUUCGACGGCUGGCACGAAGGCGCCAUUACCUUCUCCCCCACGUACAAGUACUACCCGAACUCCGACGAGUAUUACGGGUGCAUUCAGAGGAAGAAGGGAGAGAAGAGGCGCGUUCCAGCAUGGUGCGAUCGGAUCAUCUGGCAUGGGAAUGGCAUAAAGCAAAUACUGUACGAACGAUGCGAAUCGAAGCUCUCGGAUCAUCGUCCGGUGAGAUCCAUCUUCGGUGUAGAAGUUGAGGUGGUGACAAGCUUGACGUCUCUGACAAGCUUCUGACCGUAUGACGGGUUUCGCCGGAAGCUAACAGGAUCAGUGAUUGGACUGUGUUUCAACCUUUUCUAUUUGUAUACCACUGAUUGAGUAUCUGAUGAUCACUUCUCUUCUACAUGAGAUGAACAGAGAACAAACCUAUGCUCAUUUCAGACAGAUUUCUGUGUUCCAUAUGAAACGUAUGCAAGCCAAGGAGAUUUCAUCUCAGAGACCAAACGUAUACUCAUUUCAGACACAGAUUUCUGAGUUCCAUAUGAAACAUAUGCAUGCCAAAGAGAUUUCAACUCAGAGAACAAACGCAUACUCGUUUCAGACACAGAUUUCUGGGUUCCAUAGGAAACAUAUGCAUGCCAAAGAGAUUUCGUCUCGGAGAAGACGAUUGAGUUGGAUCUUCUGAUCCAGAUACGUAGAAGCCACAAAUUGGUCAUCUAUCUGACUAAAGGAUCAGAACAACUAUGUCCUGGUCAAAGCAAGGUAGCUGCUUCCAAUGACGAAGAUGCUGUGUGUAAUGAGGCCAAAGUUGAUGGGGGACAAGAACAAGUUGGUGGACCCUAUGACAAGAGUUUGGAUGGCACCAUUUGGGACAAGUCAACUCAUAUUAACUGCAUGAAAGCUUGGGGAGAAAAGAGGAAGCCAUGGAUUGAAAGAACAUCAAAUUAUCUGCAAGUGCUACAAUCUGAAGAAAUUGACUGUAAUUUUUGGAAAAUGCACUAAGGAGCAACAGUUGACUGAAACUUUAAGAGGAAGCACUGUUUUUGCUAAAAGGAAAAUAAACUCUGAAUAAUAAAUAUAACCCAACAAAUUUCAGAAUUUUGUU